AUGAUCCGAACAAAAUUACAGGUUAAAGAUGCUGUAUCAUGUUUAGAUUAUUUAAAACGAAGAGAAGUAUUCCUUUAUAAAAUGAUGAAUGAUCCAAGUCAUAAAGCAAUGCUUUAUUUUCUUGAGGUUCUUAUGAAUUCUGAUAGUCCUAUCACUGUUGAUCAAUUAGCAGCGCGUUUUUCGCAUAAAUCAUUCAGUGUAGAAAUGCGUGAUGCAUGCGGUGGUGGAAGCGCUGAAGGUUUGCGUGAAUUUUUGCGACGUUAUCCUUCAUUGUUUAAUGUAAAACCGAAUGGACAAGUGACAUCAGUUACUAUUGAAUUACCUGGCUUAGAUUCAAAUUUCGAAAGCGGUCAGAAAUCAAUAAAUGAAAAUUUAUCCAGCAGUUCUUCUUCAUUGCAAAAUUCCUCUUACAAUUUCGAUUCUAAUUACUCAUCGAAAACAUGUCCAAUACCAUGUGUGCAAAAGGAAUAUACAUAUAGUCAAUUUCGGUCUAAUCGGAAACCCAAUCCUACCAACACCACUAAUAAUAAUAUUAAUCAUAAUACCAUUAAUAAUAAUAAUAAUCGAUUGAAUAGUACAAGUUGUUUAUCAUUGACAUCUGAUCAGUCAAUUAGUUCAUCUAAUGGAUCGUCUAACUUUGUAAAAAAUUCAUCUGAUCAUUUAUUAGGACGUAAAAAGUCUUACAAAAAUGUUGCUAAUAAUACUACUACUACUACUAAUACUACCACAAACAAUGAUAAUGAUGAUAAUCAACCACCCAUUGGUUUAUCUUCGAAAAAUCCCUCAACAUUACGAGCAAAAGCUUCAAAUGUUUACCAACCACCACAGUUACGUAAUCUUGAACAUAGAACCUCAUUAAUGUUAUCAUCCGGUUGUGAAUUAUGCUCUUCUUCAUCAAAUGUCCCUACUACAAUUAAUGGUAGUAAUUAUAAUGCCCUACUAAGUAAUCAUCAUGAAUUCUCUGCAAUGACUAAUGGAACAUGUAUACACUGUCCACUGAUAGAAUUUACCUGUCACCAUCAUACACAUCACUGUACAACUGCACAUCAUCAUUCAUCUUCAGCGCAUUGUCAUUGUACAACCACUCCACUGACAGCGAAUCCAUCAGCUCCAUUAUUUCACCAUAUACAUGAUCCUAUUCAUAAAAUAUCACCAGCACAAACUACAUUACGAUCUCCAUCUAUACUACUACCAAACUGUUACAAUUUACCAGUAAUGGAGAAAUUCAUACUCGAAAAACGUUGGAUACCGAUUAAAAGCUUAGCAGGACAUUUAUCGCAGGCUAGUCCAGAAGUUCGUGCUAUAGUUGGUCCACAGUUGGAAUUUCGACGUUUUCUUUUGAAACAUCCACAUGUUUUCGAAGUGCAGGGAGAUUUAGUUAGUGUAAAAGAUCCGUUCUCUAGUGUUUUUGGGUUGAAAAGAUCUCACGAUCGUCCAUCAGCUAUUCACUCAAGUCGUUCAUCAUCAAAUCUAUCUAAUGCUGCACAAAGUUAUCUACCACGUAAUAUGCCGUAUGAGAGGAAUCCCCGGCCCAAAUCACUUGUUUUACCGAAUAUGAUAAAUUUUGGACAUUUAUCAAAUGUAUCCGAUGGUAUUGGCGGUUAUUAUACACCAUCAUCGUCGACUCAACGAUCCACUGCUGGAAGCCGCCAUCGCCGUUCAGCACAUUUUCUAAUUGAUAGUUCAACAAAAUCUCAGAAUAAAACAUUAACUGAGUCAGAGAGUAUUAGUUCAGUGCCGGCAACACCUAUCAAUUCGAAUCUUGUAUCAGAUAUCAGUAGCCGUGUUCAGACAGAAAGAAUAGAUGUCGAUAAAUCAACUAACAGCAUCAAUAAUAAUAGUAAUAAUAAUAAUAACAGUAAUAAUAAUAAUAAUAAUAAUAGUGAUGGUGUCAGCUCAACUUCAGUAACAGCAGCAAUGACACAUCUUCAUUAA
Molecule: messenger RNA, 1935 nt
Organism: Schistosoma mattheei
Lineage: Eukaryota; Metazoa; Platyhelminthes; Trematoda; Strigeidida; Schistosomatidae
Source: the annotation of a GenBank genome assembly